UCUCACUUUGAACCGGUGUCAACAAACAACAACAACAAUAUUUUCGCCCCAGCUUCACCGCUUCGGCGUCCCCUAAAGCCUCAACACUGGCGUUUAAAACCAAGAGGAGUGAGAAACUAAGUCGUUUAACUUCCCCAAGUCACAUUUUCUACCUUUUUUGUCGUCCAAUUUGACUCCUCAGAGGGUUGUGGCUGUCCCGGGGCACUGCUGCUCGGCUGUAGCCCGGGCGCGGCUAACCCUAACCGAAGCUAACCGAGGCUAACCCCGCAGGAAGCUUCUCAGUAGCUUCACCAGACGGUUUUUGACGACGUCCUCCUGCUGCACGGUCGGUGUUGGAGGAGCAGCCUCCCCGUUAGGAGGAGGUUUCUGCAGUCACUGGGGUGGUGGAGGUAUGACUGCGUUGGCGGGGUCAAUACCCAGGAUGAUGCGACCCACGCUGGCUCAGAACUACCCCCGCAGUGGCUUCCCGCUGGAAGUGUCUACCCCGCUGGGUCAAGGCCGAGUCAACCAGCUCGGAGGAGUUUUCAUAAAUGGCAGACCUUUGCCCAACCACAUCCGACACAAGAUCGUGGAGAUGGCCCACCACGGCAUCAGGCCGUGUGUCAUCUCCAGACAGCUCCGGGUCUCCCACGGCUGCGUGUCCAAAAUCCUGUGCCGGUACCAGGAGACGGGCUCCAUCAGACCCGGAGCCAUCGGAGGCAGCAAACCCAAGCAGGGAACAACGCCGGACGUAGAGAGGAGAAUAGAAGAAUACAAGCGGGAAAACCCGGGUAUGUUUAGCUGGGAGAUUCGGGAUAAAUUACUGAAGGAUGGGAUAUGUGACCGCAACAACGUUCCUUCAGUGAGCUCCAUCAGUCGCAUUAUGCGGAGUAAGUUCGGAGGAAAAGGCGAUGAAGAGGAGGAUGAGGAUGAAAUCGAGAAGAAAGAGCUGGAGGACAGCGAGCGGAGGGCCAAACACAGCAUCGAGGGCAUCUUAGGAGACAGAUCAAGUCACUCAGAUGAAGGUUCAGAUGUGGAGUCAGAGCCAGAUCUGCCACUGAAGAGGAAACAGCGACGUAGUCGGACCACCUUCACUGCAGAGCAACUGGAAGAGCUGGAGAGGGCCUUUGAGAGAACACACUACCCCGACAUCUACACCAGAGAGGAGCUCGCUCAGAGGGCCAAACUCACUGAGGCCAGGGUGCAGGUAUGGUUCAGCAACAGGCGAGCAAGGUGGAGAAAGCAAGCUGGAGCCAAUCAACUGAUGGCAUUUAAUCAUCUGAUCCCAGGGGGUUUCCCACCCUCAGCCAUGUCCAGCAUCCCACCCUACCAGCUCUCUGACAGCUCCUACCCCCCUUCAUCUAUAGCACAAGUGUCAGAGCCUCCCAGCACGGUGCAUCGUCCCCAGCCUCUGCCUCCCUCCUCAGGCCACCAGGCCUCCGGUGGUGGAGGACAAGGAGAAGGAGGCUCUGCCUACUGCCUCGCCUCCGGACGCCACUCCUUCUCAGGCUACUCAGACAGCUUUGUGAGCCCUGGAGGACCAACCAAUCCCAUGAACCCCGCCAUAGGGAAUGGGCUUUCUCCCCAGGUGAUGGGUCUGCUAAACCCAGGCGGGGUACCACAUCAGCCCCAAAGCGACUACGCCAUCUCCCCUCUGACGGGCGGCCUUGAGCCCCCCGCAGGCAUGGCCGCCAGCUGCAGCCAGCGCAUGGAUCAUAUCAAGGGUCUGGAGGGUCUCACCAGUGUUCCCUCCAUGUCGGCUCUGCCCUCCCUGCCCAGCUCCCAGUCCUACUGUCCCCCAUCGUAUAGCUCACCGGGCUACACCGUGGACCACGUGGCGUCCUACCAGUACGGCCAGUACGGACAAAGUAAGGUGCCCUUCCUUAUCUGAGGCCUGAAAUCACCUGAUCAGCAGCUUCUCAGAGGGACAUUAGUGUGUACAGCGACGGAAAUGUAUUAAAACAUGGACCAAAAUUUCCUACUAUUUACCAGGACAUGUUCUCUGCUUCAGGAUAUUACGUUAUCAUUCAUGGUAGAGAAAUGGAGCAAAAAAUAAAGGGACCACAAGAAGGAAUAUUAAAGCAAGAGCUGUUGAUUGACUGUGGACGUUACUGCGUCAGUAUUGUAAAUGAAUGAUGGAGAUUCCAGCGCUUAUGUGGUUGGUUCAGUGGGUCCAUCUACUGUGCCACGAAGAGGCACUUUCCACAGGCAGUGACCAAUCGCCAUCUUUGCCUGUGGUGUCUAAUACAGCGAACCCAAAUCUAUCAUCGCGUACUACCUUUGAGCCGACGCUCGAAGGAACGUGUUUACAUAUCUUAGCGCUACAUGAGCGUAUAUAAAAUUCCAUGUAUCUCCAAAUCAAUCCCCAAAUUGUAGGGGAAAAGAAAAGGGCUUUGUUGAUUUUAUUGCAUUUAUUUGAGAUCUCUGCAUCCCACACAUGGAGAGAAAUUCCAGAGAGAAGGAAAACAAACGCGAGCUAAGAAUCUGUGGGUUUUUAUUGUAUCUGAAACUCUAAUGUACACCACAGCUGUACUGCAGAGAAAGUUCAUUCAAACAGUCCUCUAACCUCCUCCCCCUCUGUCUCUCCCUGCCUCUCGCUCUUUUUCCCCUCUUGCCUUUCUGUCUUUCUGUCUCACUGAUGUUUCGGACGGUGAGGCAAAGAUCCCGGCCUUUUGUAGUUUUAGAGGGGUACUCGGAGGAGGUCAGGGGGCGACUUUAGGGAAAGUGACAGAUGAGAGAGCAGUAGAGGAGGGCGGCGAAGAAGUGGCUUUAAAGGAGGGUGGAGGGGAGGGACAGGCAAGAUCGAUCACAGGGUUAAAAACCCUUUAAAGAUCCUCUCCCAGCAAGAAAAAGCCACCGGGUCACAAGUCACGACUAAGAGACACUUGAGAAAGCGAGAGAGCUCAGACUAAAGACAGCCAUUCUCCCAGCUGACCAGAAGUGCAAUAUCAUGUAUCUCAGAGUCAACCUCACCAUUAACAAAAUAUAUAUAUUAAAAAAAAAUCAAAUGUGCCUCUUGAAGUCUUACGAAACACUUUGGAUUCAUUCCCUGGAUCUUGUUUGGGACUUUGUAAAGGAACAACACAUGUGCCUUUGAAGGCUUUUAGGUCCAAAACAAAUAGGAAACAUCGUCAAUAUUGCUGUAAGAGGACCACAUUUGUGAGGACUUGAGUUAGCGUAGAGUCACGAGACAACGACUGAAUCCAUAAAAUGCCAGUGUGAAGAGAAAGUUAAGGAAUGACUAAGCCAAAAUUGUAUUUUUUUUAUUAUUUGUGUUGCUUGGGACCUUUUAUUUUAAUUCCAUUUUUUGCAAAAGCAGGAUGAGGUCUCUAAUGCAUUCCAGACAUAUUUAUUGUCACGUGUAUCAACAAAUCGAAAACUUUCCACAUUUUACCAGUGAGUGACAGAAAGUGCUUUUUCCAGCAAAUCGUGAAUAGCCGAGUGCCUCCAGAAGCACUCGUGUUUUGUCCAUCUGUCUAUAUUAGAAUGAACCAGCCCUUUCAUUCCUUUGAUAUAUUUUUUGUAUUAUCUGACAAAGCGAUAUGACAUAAUGUCAUGUGUACAAGCGCAUUAUCACUACUAUUUAUAAUAAAAUGAAACUUCUGAAAAUAA
This is a messenger RNA of Amphiprion ocellaris (clown anemonefish), 3591 nucleotides long. RefSeq names its product paired box 3b (gene pax3b). The record is from RefSeq and is a predicted model, not a curated record. NCBI's taxonomy places the organism in Eukaryota, Metazoa, Chordata, Actinopteri, Pomacentridae. Gene Ontology annotation, biological process: regulation of transcription by RNA polymerase II; anatomical structure development. The transcript is spliced from 9 exons. Bases 392 to 1870 code for a protein of 492 amino acids. Gene Ontology annotation, molecular function: DNA-binding transcription factor activity, RNA polymerase II-specific; RNA polymerase II cis-regulatory region sequence-specific DNA binding.